GCGCUCAGUUACUCUGACUCUUUUCUAAGUCAUGGGGAUUCUAGACGUUUUACUGCAGUCCUACUCAGCCUCUUUGUUGCUGGGUCUGACGGUCCUGCUGCUGGUGUUUUUGCUCUCCUCAUUUAACCUUAAGAGUGGAAAACAUGGGAAAGAGCCACCGGGACCGAGACCGCUUCCCGUCAUUGGAAACCUUCUGCAGCUUGACCUCAGCAGAGCGUACCACUCGUUCCAGGAGUUAUCCAAGAAGUAUGGAUCGGUCUUCACUGUCUAUCUUGGACCCCAAAAAGUGGUGGUCCUGGCGGGAUACAAGACAGUAAAGGAGGCUCUGGUUCAGCGUGACGAGGAGUUCGGCGAGCGGGACACAUUUCCCAUUUUACGGGAAUUUCACAAAGGCCACGGGGUUUUAUGGUCAAACGGCGACUCUUGGAAAGAAAUGCGGCGCUUCGCGUUGACAAACCUCAGGGACUUUGGAAUGGGCAAGAAGGCGUGUGAAGACAAAAUCAUCGAGGAGUGUCAGCAGCUCAUUGAGGUUUUUAAGAAAUUCAAAGGGGAGCCUUUUGACACAAUGCAACCAAUCAACUACGCGGUCUCCAACAUCAUCUGCUCCAUGGUGUACGGCAGCAGAUUUGAAUAUGAUGACCCAGAGUUCACAUCCAUGGUGGACCGAACCAACCGAAGCAUUCUGCUCAGCGGCUCUCCAUCCGUGCUGCUUUACAACAUGUUUCCACGGCUCUUUAAAUGGGUCAGCGAUAAGAGGGAGUUCCUGGAAAAUGUUUCAGCCAAUAGGAAACAGAACUUCGCCCUCUUCCGUCAGCUGAAGCAGACCCUGAACCCUGAGAUGUGCAGAGGCUUCGUGGAUGCCUUUCUGGUUCGCAAGCAAAGUCUGGAGGCAUCUGGCAUCAAAAACAGCCACUUCCAUGAUGACAACCUGUUAAUUACGGUUCUAAACUUAUUCAACGCCGGCACUGAAACAACCUCCACCACUCUGAGGUGGGGCCUUCUUCUCAUGGCCAAACAUCCACAGAUACAAGACCAGGUCCAGGAGGAGCUGAGGAGGGUCAUAGGAGAUCGUCAGGUUCAGGUGGCAGACAGGAAGAGUCUGCCGUUCACCGACGCCGUCAUCCAUGAGACGCAGAGACUGGCCAGCAUCGUCCCCACUGCACUUCCUCACAAAACCAGCAAAGACGUCGUUUUUCAGGGUUACAUCAUCAAGAAGGGCACCACAGUCUAUCCUUUGCUGACUUCUGUCCUGCAUGACGCCAGUGAGUGGGAGAAACCCCACAGCUUUCAUCCCGCUCACUUUCUGGACAAAGAAGGGAAAUUUGUCAAGCGUGACGCCUUCAUGCCAUUUUCUGCAGGUCGCAGGAUUUGUCUUGGAGAGAGUUUGGCCAGGAUGGAGCUCUUCCUCUUCUUCACCACCCUGCUGCAGCACUUCCGCUUCGCUCCUGCACCCGGGGUUACAGAAGAUGAACUGGACCUGACGCCGCGUGGAGGCAUCACUCUAGGCCCGUCACCGCACAAGCUGUGUGCCGUGUCUCGAAUGUGAAGAAGAAGAAACCUACAAGUUAAACUCAGCAGAACAAAUAUUCAAAUCAACACUUCUUGUAAAGCCAUAUUUUAAGAAUCCAGACUUCAGCGGCGCCGGUUGGCUCCUGGAAAGACCGAUCCAGUUCUAGCCUGCAGAGAACAAUCUCUAAAAGUCACAUUUGUAAUACAGAAACUGUUAAUGCUUGUUCCUAUGAUCAUAAAGUAAUAAAUAUGAAUAAUUCAAUGAACCUA
Fundulus heteroclitus (mummichog) is the source of this 1779-nucleotide messenger RNA. Its product is annotated as cytochrome P450 2K1. The record is from RefSeq and is a predicted model, not a curated record. Gene Ontology annotation, biological process: xenobiotic metabolic process. The coding region runs from base 32 to 1546 and encodes 504 amino acids. The transcript is spliced from 9 exons. Gene Ontology annotation, molecular function: heme binding; iron ion binding; oxidoreductase activity, acting on paired donors, with incorporation or reduction of molecular oxygen, reduced flavin or flavoprotein as one donor, and incorporation of one atom of oxygen. Lineage: Eukaryota; Metazoa; Chordata; Actinopteri; Cyprinodontiformes; Fundulidae. Gene Ontology annotation, cellular component: intracellular membrane-bounded organelle; cytoplasm.